Messenger RNA from Zingiber officinale, 517 nucleotides. RefSeq names its product 40S ribosomal protein S30. Gene Ontology annotation, cellular component: cytosolic small ribosomal subunit; ribosome. The transcript is spliced from 3 exons. Lineage: Eukaryota; Viridiplantae; Streptophyta; Magnoliopsida; Zingiberales; Zingiberaceae. The record is from RefSeq and is a predicted model, not a curated record. The coding region runs from base 155 to 343 and encodes 62 amino acids. Gene Ontology annotation, molecular function: structural constituent of ribosome. Gene Ontology annotation, biological process: translation.
UGUCACGCUGGAAACCGGACCGGGCCGGGCUGGGCCGUAUCAUCUACUCUAUAAAUAUUUCCACUCUACUGCUUCUCUGAAACCCUAGUUCGGGAUCACCUGCGUAGAAGGCUUCGUUGGAGUCGCCGCCGCCUCCUGUUCGCCGAACGCAGCCAUGGGUAAGGUGCACGGUUCUUUAGCUCGCGCGGGAAAGGUCCGAGGCCAGACGCCGAAGGUGGCGAAGCAGGACAAGAAGAAGAAGCCCCGUGGAAGGGCCCACAAGCGCAUGCAGUACAACCGCCGCUUCGUGACCGCCGUGGUUGGAUUCGGUAAGAAGAGAGGUCCAAACUCGUCCGAGAAGUAAAGACGACGACGACGGUACCAAAAUGUCUCCUUUAGCUACUUUUUCUCCCGCUUGUUCGUUCGUAUGCGAUUUUGUAUUUCUUCUUAUGCAUUGGACCUUUGUUUUCUUCUAUACAAUGAUUAAACGGAAGCAGACUUAGAGCUAUGGAAUUGUGUAUUGAUUUCUCUCUUUCAA